AUGAAACAAAUCCACAUCCGAUGUGGUGUAGUGGCUAUCAUACUGCGCUUUCAUGGUUAUCGUGUAAGCACCGCAGGGAUCGGGGUUCGAUUCCCCGCAUCGGAGAUGCUUUUUUUUGUCUUCUCUUUUUUUGUCCUUUGGACUCGGCAUGUGUGUGCCCGCCACAUUCCUCUUUUCUGCUGUUUGUCUUCCUUUUCUUUUCUUUUCUCUUUUUUGCCUUCGACUUAG
This is a messenger RNA of Pochonia chlamydosporia 170, 228 nucleotides long. RefSeq lists its product as hypothetical. The record is from RefSeq and is a predicted model, not a curated record. NCBI's taxonomy places the organism in Eukaryota, Fungi, Ascomycota, Sordariomycetes, Hypocreales, Clavicipitaceae. The coding region runs from base 1 to 228 and encodes 75 amino acids. The transcript has a single exon.